GCAGGCGGCCAACCGGCUGCAUGGCGCGCUGCGAGCGGCUGCGCGGCGCGGCCCUGCGCGACGUGCUGGGCCGGACGCAGGGGGUCCUGUUCGACUGCGACGGAGUGCUGUGGAACGGCGAGCGCGCCGUGCCGGGCGCCCCGGAGCUGCUGGAGCGGCUGGCGCGGGCCGGCAAGGCGGCGCUGUUCGUGAGCAACAACAGCCGGCGCGCGCGGCCCGAGCUGGCUCUCCGCUUCGCGCGCCUCGGCUUCGGGGGGCUGCGCGCCGAGCAGGUCUUCAGCUCCGCGCUGUGCGCCGCGCGCUUGCUGCGCCAGCGCCUGCCCGGGCCGCCGGGCGCGGUGUUCGUGCUGGGCGGCGAGGGGCUCCGCGCCGAGCUGCGCGCCGCGGGGCUGCGCCUGGCGGGGGACCCCGGCGAGGACCCGGGCGCGGCCCCGCGCGUGCGCGCCGUGCUCGUGGGCUACGACGAGCACUUCUCCUUCGCCAAGCUGAGCGAGGCGUGCGCGCACCUGCGCGACCCCGACUGCCUCCUCGUGGCCACCGACCGCGACCCGUGGCACCCGCUCAGCGAUGGCAGCCGGACCCCCGGUACCGGGAGCCUGGCUGCUGCCGUGGAGACAGCCUCGGGCCGCCAGGCCCUGGUGGUGGGCAAGCCCAGCCCUUACAUGUUCGAGUGUAUCACCGAGCACUUCAGCGUGGACCCCGCCCGCACGCUCAUGGUGGGCGACCGCCUGGAGACCGACAUCCUCUUCGGCCACCGCUGUGGUAUGACCACCCUGCUCACGCUCACAGGUGUCUCCCGGCUGGAGGAGGCCCAGGCCUACCUGGCGUCUGGCCAGCUCGACCUCGUGCCCCAUUACUAUGUGGAGAGCAUCGCGGACUUGAUGGAGGGGUUGGAGGACUGAGCCCAUGUGACUGGCACUGCAGCCCCCUCCCUCCCCGACCCUGAUCCCGUAGAUGGCGGCAAGGGGCCAAGAGCUGCAGGCUCCUGGGCCCCAUUUUCUGCAGCUGCAACUGGUGGGGUUGGGACCCAGGGAAGGUUUUCGGGCCCUCACAUCCCCUCCCAGUGGUGGCUGGGCACUCUUCGCUGUUCCAGAAGCGGUCCCCCUCCCCCCACCAGUUCGCCCUGGCCCAACCAAGCCAGGUGGCCUUAUUUCCUCGCCUGUGACCUCCCCUCUUUGAAAUCGGGGCCUUGAUGCCCGCUGAAGAUUUCCCCCAACCCUGAACACUUAGUGCCCUAGUCCCUCCUG
This is a messenger RNA of Callorhinus ursinus (northern fur seal), 1247 nucleotides long. Lineage: Eukaryota; Metazoa; Chordata; Mammalia; Carnivora; Otariidae. The record is from RefSeq and is a predicted model, not a curated record.